This is a messenger RNA of Phanerochaete carnosa HHB-10118-sp, 342 nucleotides long. RefSeq lists its product as uncharacterized. Bases 1 to 342 code for a protein of 113 amino acids. The record is from RefSeq and is a predicted model, not a curated record. Lineage: Eukaryota; Fungi; Basidiomycota; Agaricomycetes; Polyporales; Phanerochaetaceae. The transcript has a single exon.
AUGGACAUUGACGACAAACAGCAAAAUCCCAGGCCUGCUUCGCGGCUGGAGGUUGUGUAUCUGGAGUUAGACGAGGAUUUUGAGGACGAAGAGGACGACGGGCACGUUUCUAGCACUGACCUCGAAAGCAUGACACAAGGAGAGCGUCACAAUUAUUUGGCCCAUCGGGAUAAGGUCCGUUGCAAAUACGAAGCCCAGAAGAAACAGCCUCCACCCAAGGCAAAAACAGAAUGGAGCUGCUGCGUCCGCAACGCUCGAAUGACGCAGCGUUUACUCAAGCGGAACAUUGAUGGUGCAUAUCGGGGCGUGCCGCGCCCCCCACAAUAUGGUGCCAGAGAAUAG